CACGUUUUCCUUGUUUUGGUUUUGUUUGGUGCGUUCGUGGGAAAACCAAUUUCACGGCCAGAGGAGAAACACAGCGGAACAUCGGAAAAUGUCGUCGAUCGCGCGAGAGUUUUCCCCCGAUGGGAAGUACUGCGCGUACAUUAGCCAGCAGGGCAAAUUCAUCGUCUACGAGGUGGAAACGGGCACGCUGCAUCAAGUGUACACGCCGAACAUGCACCUGAACGUGCCCUGCACGUGCUUCACGUGGCUCGAGGUCGCCACAGACCAACCGGUGGCCACUCCGAGGUCGGGCAAAGCGAAGAAGCAACGCAGCAGCAACGCCAGGCAGUUGAUGGCCGCCUUCGGUACCAGUAGGGGCCGGGUGGCGUUCUACAGUCUGGCCACCGGUACGAUCGAGCGGUCGUGUGAGGGCGACGGACAUUCGGCUCCGGUCACAGCGAUCUGCUUCAAUGCGGCCGAAGACCCGGAUACGCUCUUUACGGCCGGUGCCGAUGGAAAGGUGAUCGAGUGGAGCAUCAUGCAGAGCGCCCAGGGCGCGGUGCACAACAUAGGCGUCGAGAAGCUGUCCUGCGUGAUGCUGGCCAGCUCGGGCGUGAUCGUAACCGGUUCCAAGCAGCUGAAGCUGUGGGAUCGCGCCGAGAGCCGGCUACUGCGUACCCUGGUUGGACACACCUCCAAUACGCAGAUUCUGCGUACGCUAACGGCCACCACGUCCGAAGAACAAUCGUUCGCCCUUUCCGGGUCCGCAAUGGAUCGUAACAUUUCCAUGUGGUCGUUGAGCGAUGACGGUGAAAACACACCCGUCGCUUCGUUCGCCCUGGAAGAUGUACCGGAGUACGUAUCGCUGGAACUCGUAGAGAGGAAGAUGCACCUGGUGGCCGUUUCGCGCACCGGUGUGGCGCACUAUUUCAUGCGCAGCCUGGACAAGCUCAGCGUCAAGCGACCGUACAAUGCAAAUCACACGUUCCAGAUUGCGGUCGAUACGGCAACGACGAAGACGAAGGCGGUCGAACGGUUGCCGGUGUUUGUGGCCAGCGUACAACACUCGCCCCAGCCAGAAACCAUCAUGCUCGGGUACGGGACGGAAGCGAGCCUUCGAUUCGAACCGAUUCCCAUCGACGCGGAGCUUAAGAUAAACGUCAUCAUCCGGGAACCGAUUAAACUGCUGGGUAAAUCGAAACAAGAGGGUGACUUCAAGACGAAAACCCCAAUCGUAGAUGCCAACAAUGCCGAGUAUCUGAAUCCGGUUAAUGCCAACAAGAAAAACAUGAAGAAGGUCGAGAUUCCGAUGGAAGUUCGAUUGGAAAACCUUUCCCUGUUGCCUGACCGAAGCGACACGAAGAUGGUGACCGGACGCAAGAACAUGAUCCAUCUGCUGGUACAGGGACUGCACAGUCGAGACGCGACCAUUCUGCGCAGCGUGUUCGGUCGUAACGAUCCCGAGAUGAUCCAGCAGACGGUAGAACGCAUUCCGGCCCAAUACCUGGGAGCGCUACUGAGCGAAAUGUCUUAUCUGAUGCAACUGAAAACCGUACACGUACAAACGGCGGUGUGUUGGCUUAAGCAGCUGAUUACCGUCCACGCGAGUCAACUGAUGGCGCUGGGAUCAUCGAAUCUAAUGACGAAUUUCGCUACCUGUCUCGGCAUCAUCGAGUAUCGCGUAGAGCAUCUAAAUUCCCUGGCAAAGUUGCGGGGACGAUUAGGGUUACUGAUCGAUCAGGCGGAUCGAAGCAAAAAACAGUCCAUCAACCGGAACGUGGACGAGAACGUGCUGGUGUAUCAGGAGGAGGAGGAUGACUCAGAUGUGGACUCAGUACUGGGCAGCGACAACGAGCAGCACGGUUCGUCGAACGAGGACAUAUACGACGGUGACGAACAGGAGAGUCCCGAGUACGACGAUGAGGAGCAGGAAGAGUCGCAUGCUGGGCUGUCCGUUCGCAAGCAGAAUGGGUUCGCGCAGGCAGAUGAACACGACGGUAAUGAUAGCGACAGUGAGGAAAUGGAGGUUUCGGAUUGAUUCGGUACGGUUCCGUGGCACUCUUUUUCAAUAAAUUAAGUUACUAAUCGUCUGAUAAGAUUUAUUGAA
This is a messenger RNA of Anopheles aquasalis, 2086 nucleotides long. RefSeq names its product WD repeat-containing protein 43. Lineage: Eukaryota; Metazoa; Arthropoda; Insecta; Diptera; Culicidae. Gene Ontology annotation, cellular component: nucleolus. Gene Ontology annotation, biological process: maturation of SSU-rRNA from tricistronic rRNA transcript (SSU-rRNA, 5.8S rRNA, LSU-rRNA). The record is from RefSeq and is a predicted model, not a curated record. Gene Ontology annotation, molecular function: protein binding.